This is a messenger RNA of Tetranychus urticae (two-spotted spider mite), 3370 nucleotides long. The record is from RefSeq and is a predicted model, not a curated record. NCBI's taxonomy places the organism in Eukaryota, Metazoa, Arthropoda, Arachnida, Trombidiformes, Tetranychidae.
AUAAGUAACUGUGAAAAAAUGAACCUUAUAAACUUAUGUUAUGUGUUGAACAAAAAGUAGAGAAUUUAUUUACUGAUUCUGAAGAUGAUUUAAUUAUUUUUUGCUGCUGUGGUUGUGAUUGUUUCAAGAAAUUAUAAUUAGAAAGGAAAAACAUUGAAAAAACUAGUACAUUCAUUACAUGCUGUUUAUCAAUGUGACUCGAUAAUUGAUGUGCGAUGCUUGUUUUAGCCAGUGUCCUAUUGCAAUAGUGUAAUUGCAAAAUGGCAACUCAGAUGGUGAUGCCGAGUCUUCAACGGUUGUUUACAGAGACAAUGUUGAUACCAGUGAUCUUUCGCCAAACAUUGCCCACUCUGGGUCUUCCUCAACCACCCAUUAUUACCCUUCAUCAACCUCAACCUCUCGUCCAAAUUCAUUGGACUCUAUGGUUAAGCCAAAUAUUGAUAUUGAUUCAAGCAAUCCGGUAAACAAUGGUCGAGAAGAUCCACUUCAAAAAAUUUUACCCAAAGUUCGUUUCAAUUGUUCUGGACGACCUGAAAGCUAUUAUGCUGAUCCCGAUUUCAAUUGUGAAGUAUUUCACUACUGUAAAACAAAUGGAUUUCGUUUUACUUUUGUUUGUCCUCCUCGAUCUCAAUUUAAUCAGAAACAUAUGACCUGCGAUUAUGAUAAACCUGGAGAUGCUCUUUGCUCUAAACCAUCUAACGAAUCACUUACCUCAACUGACAAUUAUAGUAACCAAUCUCCAGCCUCAAUCGACAGUGAACUGAUAACAGUUCUUGGUUCAACAGAGCGACCCUUUACACCUAUAACACCAUCUGCUUCACCCACUCCUUCAUAUUCAUCACCCGAAUGGCCAAACAGUGGACCAUCAACUGUAUCUUCUGAUAAACAUGAUUCCGCUUAUGGAUUUGAACCACUUGAACAUGGACAACCUUAUGGACAUUUUCCUUCACUGGGAUCAACAGACGAGGAAGAUUUUAAUCGAGGUAAUUCCCACGAGGUUCAAGAAACUUCAAAGAAAACUUCAUUCGCUGAUCCACCUUCUGAUAUAGAAAAUUCAUACAAAAGUUCACCCAAACCAAACCAUGACAUAGUUUCAGUUUCAACGGAGUCAAUUCCUGACAUUGCAGUCUCUAGUGGAUCACCUAAAUCUCGAAUACCCAUCGGUUAUUCAAGUCCGAUGCCCGAUAUUGACGAAACCUCUAACAAAGACUCUUCUGGUGGUUUUAAGCCUGUUUUCAUGGACAAAGGAUCAGGUAGUGGUGGACCAAGAAAAUAUUCAACCGUUGCACCACCAAUACUUGAAAUUGAAGCUGCCGAUAAUUCAGGAAAAGUGGAUCUCCCCAGUUCAAUGACAACAGGUUCUCCCUUUUCCGUUGGCCCAGCAUAUUCAACAUCACUAACUCCAUCUUAUUCACCAUCAACACCAGUAUUUUCAACUUCAUUCUCAUCACCUUCUACUUCAUCUUCCUCACCAUCCUCCUCACCACCAUCAGCAUCUUUUUCACCUUCAACUACAACUCCAAUGCCAGCAACAAGUGCAACACCCAUACAACAGUCGACGAUAUCAUCUCCACCACGAUCCAAAUAUCAUUCAUUGGACGAUGGAAAUGAUCUUAAACCUUUAACUAAAAUUACUGUUCAACCAAUCGAUCUUAAUUAUCUAAAUUCAAAUCGAAACUUGAAACCCAAAGCAACUUCUAACUCACAGAGAACCAGUCAGCGGCAGCCACCAUCAACAUCUUCAAACACAUAUUUCUCUCGCCCCAUAACCAGCAAGGUUAAAGAUGAUUAUAAUAAUAAUAAUAAGGUUACGAGUAACGGUAAAGGAAAUGGCAAUCAAAAUAAUCUUCAUAAUGUAAAAUCACGAGUCAACAAGCCAACCAAAUACUCUACAUAUUCACUUUUCAACGAUAUAAGAUCCGAUUCACGUAAUUCAUUAACAAAUGGUAAAACCUCUCAUCAUGCAUCUAAAAGUUCAUUUGAACCCAUACUGGGUUUAACCCAAUUUGGCCAAUAUACACCAUCUUAUUUGGAAAAUAUUGAUCGAGGUGCAUAUCCAUUAAAUUUUAAUCGAUCUCGUCCUUUGGUCUUGUCAGGUCAAUCAUCAGCAUCAUCAGUAGCAACAGCUGCAUCAACUCCAUCAAUUAGUUCAGCUUUUCUUGAAAGUCAAGCAGCUAAGUUUGCUCAAAUUGCUAAAUUGAAUUUGGAGAAGAGCAAUUCUCAUCGGGAUCCAUUUGCAUUUGAUUAUACAGCCCUGUCUCAAACUGAUUUACCCAUCUUUCACCCUGUUUAUGACCAAUUCCAUCCUGGGGGACAGCGAUCAACUUUAGCUACUGUAAACAGUCAAUUACAAGAAAAAUUUGUAUCAGAAAAGGAGCAACUUUUCAAAAAAUUGAGGCAACAAUACGCUCAAGAUCAAAUUCGUAAGCAACUUCACCAAUCGCUUACCGACCAUGUUCAACAGCAGGGUCAACAACAGCAAAGUAAUACUUUAACUGGAGCAAAUUUGUUCGCAAACUCUGGUAAACCACUGACAAGCUUGGGUUCUGCUCCUGUAAUGGCAACCUCUGCUAGUACACCGUUACAACAAAUGACUCAAAGCACUUCACUCAUACCAAGUGUUACACUCGAAGAGGAAGAAGCCAAAUAUCCAGACUAUUUCUACGGUUUACCUAAAUUAUCCGCACUUUCUCAACCUUCCUCAAUGCCUCCUGGUAAAUCAACAUCAAUUCCCAAAUUUGAUGGAAACUUGUUACACUCAGUUGCUAACGGUCAAAAUACAGGUUCACAGUUCUCUACUUUUAAUAAUCCGUUUGUCAGUGAGUCGAACGAUGCAAAUAAAAAACAACCAAUAGAACCAUAUCGUCUUCCCAUCGGAAAGAGACCUGCUAAUCCAGUUCAAGCUACGUCCUCAUCCUCUCUUGUCUCAUCUCUUCAACGUCUUCCCUGGGUCAAUUCAAAAAACUCACCAGUUGCACCAGAUAACAAUUGCUACCUCAGCAUCAAUAUGAUCAUAGUGUGCACGUAGUCCUAUAUAAUAUGAUCAAACAGCUGCAUCUUCAGGCAACUAAUGCUCAAACCUCUCGACGGACCGUUUUUCUCCCAGAUUACCAAAUUUUUCAGCUCUGCAUCUUUUCCUAGACCAUCAAAUCUAUUUCCUCAGAUCACUGCCAAAUCAUCUACAAACUUUCCAUUCUCAUAUGAUCAACUCUCCUCAUCGCCCAUGAACUCACCCUCUGGUUAUUCAAAUCUUUUCUCAAAUGGUAAUUUCCACUAAUCUGAACAAUUUUGACUAAAAAACGAGACAAAGAAACUGAACUGAAAAAGAAGAGUUUUUUUGUCAGAAUAAAUUAUCAAUAACAAGAGUAAA